AUGGAUGAGUCCAAUGUUUCUCUAAGACAAGGCAGUUUCUACGUCGACCCAAGCGACGGUCUAUGUACUUUGGUAGGUUCUGAAUAUUUGGACCAGUCAACCUUGAAUCAGACUAAGCGUUUUCCAGGAGAUACAGCUUUUUGCAACGCUGAUGACGGAGAUUCGAAAGCUGGCAACAGUCACCAAGACAGGGAAACAACCGACAAUGUCAAUGAUAAAGACUUUGCAGAGAAGGGCUAUGUGUAUCAAGAAGACGGUGUUUACAAUGAGAAUGAUAGCAUCAAAGAGCAGACGACAUAUGGUGACGUCACGUUUUUCCACAACCCCAAAAGCCUGAGCGAGGAUAUGCGCACAAUCAUCAACACUCCAGAAUUUUGUGACGUCACAUUUGUAGUAGGAAAGACUAAAUCGGAGGUUUAUGGAGUGAAAGCUAUCCUUGCCACCAGAAGCAGACACUUCCUCAACUUGAUCACUUCUCAUCAACGACUAGCAGCUCAGGAAAUUGCAUCUAGACGAGGGAAGAAACCUGGACUAUUCAGCCGCCUUUUUCGACGAAAUAGAUCCUCCAGAUAUCAGAAAAUGGGGUCGAAAACCUGUCGAGGACUCGAGAUACCAAUAGAGGAGUUUGACGUCGACAUUUUCCAAAGAGUGAUGGUUUACCUGCACAGUGGUCGGGUGCACAUUAACCCUGAGUCCGUCGUUGGCGUGAUGAACGCUGCCGAUACUUACGGUCUGCCAGAUCUUAGAACAGCCUGCUUUGAGUUCGCCCACCACUUCAUUCAGGUGAACACCGUGUUGUCCUUGCUGGUGUCUACUGAGGCCUAUGCUCAGUAUAAGUGGACGCGAAUUCUCGCUCAAAGACUGCUGGAAUUCAUCAGUAACCGAGCAGAGGCGGUACUUUGUAUGCCUGAAUUUGAAUCUCUGCCCAAAUCAACUGUUGUCAUGAUUUUACUUAGGCGAGACCUGAGAGCUAGCGAGGAGACAAAGUGGACAGCAGCCCUCCAGUGGAGCAGACGACAUUGUCAGAAGAGAAGCAACAGCUAUUUCCGGAGAACCGUUAGGAUUUUUGCCCACAAUGUCAACUUUAUAGAGCUCCCGAAAUAUGUUCUGGAAAAUGAGGUCAGGCCGCUCGGAGUGAUACCUGAUGAUGUCAUCAUGGAAGCGUUUGCUCAGCAAACAAGAGAUAGAGAGGUGAUUGGACAAGAACAAUCACGUGUCGCCCCACCGAAGCCACCGAGACGGAAACAAGCUCAGCAGAAUCUUCGUCGUUCCGCUGCUUCUGCUGCCGCCAUCUUGGCUCCACUGCGUGGAUUUGUCAGGACUGCGUCUUCUCUCAACAACAGCAAGCGACGGAGCCAGUGCAUGGAAGAUGACGAAGUGCCGUUGAAAUUGUCUUGA
Messenger RNA from Liolophura sinensis, 1398 nucleotides. Its product is annotated as serine-enriched protein-like. The transcript has a single exon. Gene Ontology annotation, molecular function: protein binding. Lineage: Eukaryota; Metazoa; Mollusca; Polyplacophora; Chitonida; Chitonidae. The record is from RefSeq and is a predicted model, not a curated record. The coding region runs from base 1 to 1398 and encodes 465 amino acids.